AUGGACCCCGGUGGUCCGCCACCGCAGCGGCAUGGCCCGCCACACAUCCGCCUCAACUCUGGCAGCGAUGACCUCUUACAGAACGGCCAGCAGAACGCGCAAACCGCCCCAGAGCGGCCACAAACCUCUAGACAGCCGUCGUCACGAUCGUUAACCUCCCAAUCACAACAACAGCAACGGCCUGGUACAGCACCUGGAAGGCCGCCUACAGCAGGCUCUACAGGAGGCUCCACCGGUGUGUAUCAGAGUCACACGCCUGCCGAUUCGCACGAACUCCUAUUACCUCCACGAAAGAGCAAGUCUGCAAGGAAAUUUCGAGACGAGGACAGCCCACUGCGAUCACCAAUGUCGACGGGCUUCAACAGCAGGCGGACAUCGUGGUCAUCAGGGUCCGAUGCUAGCAGAGACAGCCGGAUAGGUGCCUACGCGAAUCCUUUCGAAGACUCGCGAGCGCCAUCAAGAGCGGGGAGUGAUGAUGAGGGAGUCAAUACACAGACGGUCAGCGAAAAGUACAACAUCCUGCCGUCAGCUGGGCUGCUUCUGUUCCCCGAAGAUGUGGAAAAGGACGACUGGCUACAUACGCCUGAUCCGAAUGAUCGAGAUAAGAUGAACUGUGCAGACUUGUUUAGCAAGCGAGGAAUGAUGAACGUCGGAGGUUUGGCGUUGAUAACACUGGGCAUUCUGGUGCUGUUCAUCGUCUAUCCGAUCUUAACAUUCGUGCAAGGCGCUCUGGACCCAGGCGCAGAUCUUUGUACUUCUGAUCCGAUGUGUAUCCACAAGAAGGUGCCACUUCUUCAAAACGUACGGACAGGUCUUGUUGACCCCGAUACCCCCGACAGCGUAAAGCAGCGAAAAGGCGCCAACGGCAACACCCAAACGCUGGUCUUCAGUGACGAGUUCAAUACCCCUGGGAGAACGUUUUACGACAACGACGACCCAUAUUGGCAGGCGGUGGACAUCUGGUACGGCGCCACGCAAGAUCUGGAGUGGUACGACCCGGACGCGGCGACGACGCAAGAUGGAUACCUGGCCCUCCGCUUUGACGCAUUCAAGAACCACAAUCUCAACUACCGCUCUGGCAUGCUUCAGUCGUGGAACAAGAUGUGUUUCAAGGGUGGAUAUAUGGAGGCAUCCAUUUCUUUACCCGGAAAAGGCGACACGGCUGGCUUUUGGCCUGGUUUCUGGGCCAUGGGCAAUCUUGGGCGGCCGGGUUACCUGGCCACGACAGACGGCAUGUGGCCUUACAGCUACGACCACAUCUGUGACGCUGGCAUCACCGUGAACCAGUCCGACCCCGACGGGCUGAACUACUUGCCCGGCAUGCGCCUGCCGGCGUGCACCUGCAGAGGGGAGGAUCACCCGAACCCGGGCUACAGCCGCAGUGCUCCUGAGAUUGAUGCGCUGGAAGCGCAGAUUGAGUACAUGAAAGAACCUUACCAGAACGCCAUCGGAGGCGCGUCCCAGUCGAUCCAGAUUGCACCCUUCGACCUGUUCUGGCGACCAAAUCCUGACUGGCAGGAAAUCUACGACUACUCCGUCACACACAUCAACUUCUACCAGGGCGGCCCGUUCCAGGAAGCUGUGUCCGCUGUCACCACGCUGAACAACAACUGGUAUGACGGUAACGAAUACCAGCUCUAUGGCUUCGACUAUACCCCGGGUGCCGAUGGUCAGGUGGUUUGGAACGUCGGCGACGACCACACGUGGAAGGUGACGGGAAAGUCUUUGGGCCCGAAUGGCAACGUGGGACAGCGCACGAUCCCUGAGGAACCCUUGACGCUCAUCGUCAAUUUCGGUAUGAGUGAUUCUUUCUCGGCGAUCAAUUGGACUGGCAUAGCUCCUCUGCUUCCUGCGACAAUGAGAGUGGACUAUGUUCGGAUCUAUCAAGAUGAAGAUGGCGAGAUGACCUGUGAUCCGGAAGGCUUCCCAACGACCGACUACAUUGCGAAGCAUCCUGCUCCUUACAAGAACCCGAACAUGACACAUUGGGAGGACGCCCAUUUCCAGACGCCUCAAAACUCCCUCGUCAACGGCUGUAAAGCCGCCAACUACGACGGAGACCUGCCAACGAAGAGGGCCAAGCGAUCGGUGAAGAAAUCGAAGCGGAAUAGCAGCAAGCGGUCCUGGUUCUCCUGGAGCUAG
This is a messenger RNA of Saxophila tyrrhenica, 2142 nucleotides long. Its product is annotated as beta-glucan synthesis-associated protein. The record is from RefSeq and is a predicted model, not a curated record. Gene Ontology annotation, cellular component: plasma membrane; endoplasmic reticulum membrane. Gene Ontology annotation, biological process: (1->6)-beta-D-glucan biosynthetic process; fungal-type cell wall organization. Gene Ontology annotation, molecular function: glucosidase activity. The transcript is spliced from 3 exons. NCBI's taxonomy places the organism in Eukaryota, Fungi, Ascomycota, Dothideomycetes, Mycosphaerellales, Extremaceae. The coding region runs from base 1 to 2142 and encodes 713 amino acids.